GAACUCUUGCGAUAGCUGUUUGAGCCAAUCAGGAAGGAUUUCUCCUGACGCUUGCGCACGCGCUAACGUGAAGCUAGGCUACAUAACAAGAAGUUAUCAGUCACCAUCACCUCCAAACACCCAAUAAACUCGUCACAAACAAGCCGACGCCGAGGUGAAGACGAGACUCUUUACAAUGGAUAUUGAAGAAAACACCACCGUGUUUUCCACCCUGAAGUCCUUCAAUUCCUUCAUCGGCUGCUCUGGACGUUCGCCCAAGCUACUGGGCUCCUCAGCAGCGGCCAGCACCAACCUGCAGAACCAGUACAAGCGCAGCAUGGAGUUCUUAGAAGCGGCCGAGAAGGUCCAGUCGUGCAGUCGCUACCUGAAGCUGGACCAGGAGAAGAAGCAGAUGGAGCUGAGCCACAAGCGCGUUCGCGUGGAGCUGGAGAAAAGUGCCAGUGACACGGCAUGCAACUUGAAGCAAUUGGAGGAGGAGAACAGUGAAAUGGCGGCGCGGAUCAAGAAGUCGGAGGAGCGUGAGGCGGAGGCCGUCAGGAACUUGGCGCAGCAAGUGGAGUCCAACCGAGAGCUCACCAAGAACCUGGACAGCCUCAGCAAGAAGCUGGAGGAGCGAGACACCAAACUCAGCACCUCUAACCAGACCUUCAUCUGCCUAAAGGAUGAGAUCAGAGAGCUGAAACAGAAGCUUCAAAACCUGGACUCAGUCGUUUCCACUACGAAGUUGGAGAAACAAGCACUGCAGGAGCAGCUAGAUUUACAGCGCAGGAAGUACCAGGAAGUGUCUCAGCUGUGCCAGUCUCUCCAAGCGGCACAGUCAUCCUGCUCAGGGCAUGUCAUCAAGAUCAAGGAGUUGGAAAGAUGUCUGUCUCUCCAAGAACAAGACUUUGCCAUCGUAAAGAGCGUCAAGUCCGAGGCCACCAAAGUGCCCGAUCUAGAGAAGGAGCUCAAGCGCCUACGAGAGGAAAACGUUUUUCUCAGGGAGAGCAGAGAGAACUGUAGCCUGCUGAAAGAAGAGGCGGAGGGCCUGAAGAGGAAGGUGGAGUGCAUGGCCAAGACCAAAGAAGAUUUGGUCAACAUGGAACUGGAGAAGGAGAGGUUGACGGAGAGGGUCAGAGCUUGGGAGAACCUCGGCCAAGCUACUGGAUUUAACAUCAGGAAACCGGAGGAUCUGUCCAGGGAGGUGAUUCAGAUCCAGCAGAGGGAAAUUGCCCUGAAAGAGCAGAACUACACACUCAACAGCCGUAUUCGGAGCGUGGAGCGCUCGCUGUCCGAGCUGCAGGCGGAGAUGUCACAGCAACGCAGCAAAACGCUUGAGGAGCAGAAGAAGCGGGAGGCACAAGAAGUACUCCUGCGUCGGCUGCAAAAGAGGCUCUUGCUACUCACUAAGGAGCGAGACGGCAUGCGCGCCAUCCUGGAGUCGUAUGACAGUGAGCUGGCGCCCAGCGAACACUCGCCGCAGCUUGGUAAACGUCUGAAGGAGGCGGAGGACGUGCUUCUCAAGACGCAGAACCUCAACACGGAGAUGGAGGUGCAGCUCACCAAAGCACAGGAUGAGACAGGCACGCUCAAAUUGCAGCUGCAGACCAUGCAGUUUGACAUGGAGUCUCUGAGGAAGCAGCAGGCGUCAAUGGAUGACAUCACCUCCUCAGUGAGCAAAGAAGAGGUUACCAUGCUCAGGCGGAAAAUUGAAGAGCUGGAGAUGGAGCGGCAGCGUUUGGUGGAACAGAAAGAAACACUGGAGAUGAGACUGGAGAGACACAACCUACAGGGCAACUACGACCCACUCAAGACUCGCGUGCUCAACUUCAAGAUGAACCCCACGGCAGUGGCCAAGCAGCAGCGGCAGCAGGAGACCGAGGCCCUACGGCAAGAAGUGGACCGCCUCCGGGAAGUGGUGCGCAAAGUGCAGGAGGGGGGACGCGGGGCACACGUGGAUGCCGCCCUGCACUCGGCCAACCUCAGUUUGCCACCGCCCAAGGAGGUCCUGGAUUUGCUGAAGCAGAUCGAGCGGUCGGAGCUCAAGAACCAGCGUCUGAAGGAGGUUUUCCAGCAGAAGAUCCAGGAGUUCCGCACUGUCUGCUACAUCCUCACCGGCUACCAGCUGGACAACCCCAUCGAGAACCAGUACCGACUCACCUCCGUCUACGCCGAGCACAUGGAGGACUGCCUGGUAUUCAAAAAGGGUCCCUCAGGAAGCAUGGAGCUGAUGGAAACGGCAUUCUCCAAGACGCUGGGAGAGCUGGUGAACCUGCACCUCCACCACCAGAACAGCAUCCCCGUAUUCACCUCGGCUCUCACCAUCGAUCUCUUCGGACGCCAAACCACUGUCGCCUAACGCCUGCCUGCAGCUUUUUUUUUUUUUUUUUGACGCUUUUCAGUUUCAGUUUUUCUUGUUUUAUUUGUGAUUGUUAAUGCUUCCUAGCGUUGUAAGUGAGAAUAAAUAAACUUGAAAAUGUAA
This is a messenger RNA of Phyllopteryx taeniolatus (common seadragon), 2461 nucleotides long. It is a transcript of the gene mad1l1, whose product is annotated as mitotic arrest deficient 1 like 1. The record is from RefSeq and is a predicted model, not a curated record. The transcript is spliced from 18 exons. Bases 176 to 2338 code for a protein of 720 amino acids. Gene Ontology annotation, biological process: mitotic spindle assembly checkpoint signaling; attachment of mitotic spindle microtubules to kinetochore. Lineage: Eukaryota; Metazoa; Chordata; Actinopteri; Syngnathiformes; Syngnathidae. Gene Ontology annotation, cellular component: kinetochore; mitotic spindle; nuclear envelope.